Molecule: messenger RNA, 372 nt
Organism: Vitis vinifera (wine grape)
Lineage: Eukaryota; Viridiplantae; Streptophyta; Magnoliopsida; Vitales; Vitaceae
Product: basic form of pathogenesis-related protein 1
Exons: 1
Coding region: 1-372 (123 amino acids)
Source: RefSeq, a predicted model, not a curated record
AUGGGCAAGACAUCACUGGCCCUUCUAUGCCUCCUUGGCUUAGCCCUAGCGCAUCUCUCCCAUGCCCAAAACACCCCACAAGACUACCUUACCGCCCACAACGCCGCGCGGGCAGAGGUUGGAGUCCAGCCCAUGACAUGGGACAAAAAGUUAGCUAACUACGCAUCGCAAUAUGUUAGUGAGAAGCUGAUUGGUGACUGCAAUCUUGAACACUCAGGAGGGCCUUAUGGUGAGAACCUGGCUGCAGGGGGUGCUACUGACUUUGAUGGCGCUGAUGCAGUGAAGAUGUGGGUGUCUGAGAAGCCUUAUUAUAACUACGACUCUAACUCAUGCGUUGGAGGAGAGUGUGGACACUACACUCAGGUUGUGUAG